This is a messenger RNA of Coffea arabica (coffee), 1272 nucleotides long. The record is from RefSeq and is a predicted model, not a curated record. Lineage: Eukaryota; Viridiplantae; Streptophyta; Magnoliopsida; Gentianales; Rubiaceae.
GAUAUAAAGAUGGAAACUAAGUCCACUACCUACACAAGAAUGUGAAACUUUUGGGGAAUAUGCUGGGGGCCGAAUAAAUUCUCCAGCUGUUUCCCUUUUUUGUGUCCAGACUUCUUGCUGUUGCAGUGACUUCCCUAAGUGCAGAACCUCAGUGAACGUCGAGAAGCAAGCCAGGAGUUGAGUAGACGGCUCAUUACAUCAACUGUCUCCCCGAAGUUCCUCAGCAUGCGAAGGGGCAGUUUUUACGUCAGGUACAAGAAACUCCUCCGCAACUGUAAUCUGCUUCAGCAAACCAUAUGGCUAAAUAUCUCAAGACCUUGUUGGCUUCAGGAUUCCGGAAAUAUUUCGUAAUUUGUAUAAACAGGGUGCGAGAGAAGCAUGCCGCCCUGGCACUAGAAAGCAACGCUUCAACGUCAUCUGAUAUCAGUACAAAGGCCAUGGGAGAAGUCCUGAGGAAAUAUGACAAGGUUCAUGGCUCAAUAAACAACCUGAAAUGCCAAAAUGUGCAGCUUGAGGACCUUAAAAACCCUUGCCUCUGUGAAUUGAUGGCAUGGCACAUAAAUGUGCAGGAAAAAAAGAACAAAACUACUAUUCCUGGACUAUUGGAUGACUGCAAGCUGCAAAUAAGUGAAGGAAGAUUUUCCAUUUCAGCAUCUCUUUCCAAUUCGAGGGUGCUUGAUGUUGAUCUAACUUGUUCUAUCUGUUUGGAAGCAUUAUUUGAUCCAGUUUCUCUCACAUGUAGUCAUAUGUUCUGUUACAUGUGUGCUUGUUCUGCUGGAUCAGUAUCUACCAUUGAUGGAAUAAAGGCUGCAGAUUCAAAAUCAAAAUGCCCAUUGUGCAGAAAAUGCAAAUCUAAGUACAGCAAUACUUGAGGAAAAACCAAAAAGAAGGAGGUUUACAUUAGCUGCAUUUAAUUGAGCCUUCCUGGUAUUUGGAUAGAUUGCCAGAAUACUGGGACGAACGGCGGCAGAAGGAGCGGAAAGCACGGCUGGAAGAAGCUAAAGAAUACUGGCAGUUACAAUGUCGUGCCUUCGUUGGACUUGACUAAAGUUGGAGACCGAGAAGAAGAUCAAUCUUGGCAGUCCUCUUUCCUCUGUAUUGAGAAGAACCAAGAACUAGAUGUCUUUGCUUUUGUUUUGUUUUUCUUCAAUAUUUCAUAGAAACUGUGCUAUAUUUGUGGAGUUACAAGUGGGCUCAUGCUUCAUAGUUUGAGCAGAAAUCAGAUGGUUAACCAAAGAGAAAUCUUAAAGAAAGAAAUGUUCAAUACAAAAA